Molecule: messenger RNA, 714 nt
Organism: Colletotrichum aenigma
Lineage: Eukaryota; Fungi; Ascomycota; Sordariomycetes; Glomerellales; Glomerellaceae
Exons: 2
Coding region: 1-714 (237 amino acids)
Molecular function (GO): acyltransferase activity, transferring groups other than amino-acyl groups
Source: RefSeq, a predicted model, not a curated record
AUGACUUUCACGAUAUCUGCCGUCGACUAUGAUGACGCUCAAGGGGUUUCCAAGAACAACAUGACGGCAUUUUACCAUACCGACGCCCACUGGCGAGCUCUUUGGAAGUCGACCACACUAGAAGAAAUCAUUAGAGGUGCCGCUGCUCGAAUGCCGCAUGGUCUUGCAUCAGGCCGCGAAGGAAAGCGUCAUUUGAAAGCCACUGAUGACGACACUGGUGAAAUUAUUGGGUAUGCUCGGUGGAUUCUGCCUGAUGCCAGGAGCACAUUGAAAUGGCCAGAGGCACUUGUCCGAGAACCAACCGACGAUGAAUCAGAAAGUUUCAAGGCCAAGUUCCAAGCCAACACCGAGGAGGGUAUGAUUCCAGGGUUGGAUCGGCGUCUGCAAGAGGCUCUUGGUCUCCCCCUCGAGAAUGCAGAGAUUGAACUCAUGAAAUCCCAAGAAGGACCAUUUCUGGUCCUCGACUAUCUGACAGUGCAUCCGCAAUACAGACGGAAAGGGAUUGCGUCCGCCCUUGUCAAAAAGGGUCUAGAGCAAGCAGAUGCUGUUGGAAUGAAGGUUUGGGUUAUGGCUACCAUGGCCGCGCAGCCGAUGUAUCAGAAGUUAGGUUUCCAGCUUCUCAAAACGGUGGAAACGAAUGUCACUGAGUUUGGGAUCGAAGAACAGCAUCGCAAGUCUUUCUUGAUGAGACGGCAACAGCGAGCCGUGCGUUGA